Prionailurus viverrinus (fishing cat) is the source of this 6820-nucleotide messenger RNA. It is a transcript of the gene MYO5C, whose product is annotated as myosin VC. Gene Ontology annotation, cellular component: vesicle; cytoplasm; actin cytoskeleton. Gene Ontology annotation, molecular function: microfilament motor activity; ATP binding; actin filament binding. Bases 189 to 5525 code for a protein of 1778 amino acids. The transcript is spliced from 41 exons. The record is from RefSeq and is a predicted model, not a curated record. Gene Ontology annotation, biological process: actin filament organization; vesicle transport along actin filament. Lineage: Eukaryota; Metazoa; Chordata; Mammalia; Carnivora; Felidae.
UUCUCUCCUCCAGAGGCCGCUAGCCCCGGGGAAAGUAGUCGUCGCAGGAAAACUUACCCCGCAGGGUGGCCCCGCGCAGAUUUACGCGGCGGCCCCGCAGUUACCUGCCCCCGGGUCUCGAAGCCGCGCGCCUAGUCUCGGAGCCUCGCACCUUCGCGGCCCUCCAGCUGCUCUGGCCUGUCUCGCCCAUGGCGGUGGCCGCGCUCUACACGCAGUACAACAGGGUAUGGAUUCCUGAUCCUGAAGAAGUUUGGAAGUCUGCUGAAAUAGCAAAGGACUACAAAGUUGGUGACAAAGUCCUGCGGCUUUUGCUGGAGGAUGGAACGGAGCUGGAUUAUUCCAUUGAUCCAGAAUCUCUGCCUCCACUUCGGAAUCCUGACAUCCUCGUGGGUGAGAAUGACCUCACAGCCCUCAGCUAUCUCCAUGAACCUGCGGUUCUUCACAAUCUCAGAAUCCGCUUUGCAGAAUCCAAACUCAUUUACACCUACAGUGGAAUCAUUUUGGUGGCUAUGAAUCCUUACAAGCAGCUGCCAAUCUACGGAGAUGCCAUCAUCCAUGCCUACAGCGGGCAGAACAUGGGCGAUAUGGACCCACAUAUAUUUGCUGUGGCUGAAGAGGCAUACAAGCAGAUGGCCAGAAACAAUAAAAAUCAGUCAAUAAUUGUAAGUGGGGAGUCAGGUGCUGGAAAGACAGUGUCUGCUCGCUACGCCAUGAGAUACUUCGCCACCGUCAGCAAGUCCAGCAGUAACGCCCAUGUGGAGGACAAGGUUCUGGCAUCGAACCCCAUAACUGAGGCUGUUGGAAAUGCCAAGACCACCCGCAAUGACAACAGUAGUCGGUUUGGGAAAUACACAGAAAUCAGUUUUGAUGAGAGAAAUCAGAUUAUAGGAGCCAACAUGAGAACUUACCUGCUGGAGAAAUCCAGAGUUGUCUUUCAAUCAGAAAAUGAACGAAAUUACCACAUUUUUUACCAGCUCUGUGCAUCUGCGCAGCAGUCGGAAUUUAAACAUCUUAAAUUGGGGAGUGCAGAGGAAUUUAAUUACACAAGAAUGGGAGGCAGUACUGUCAUUGAGGGUGUGAAUGACAGAGCAGACAUGGUAGAGACUCAGAAGACCUUCACACUGCUGGGUUUCAAGGAAGAUUUUCAGAUGGAUGUUUUUAAGAUCCUAGCAGCCAUCCUCCAUCUGGGUAACGUGCAGAUCACAGCGGUGGGCAACGAGAGAUCCUCAGUUAGUGAGGAUGACACUCACCUGGAGGUGUUUUGUGAGCUCCUUGGCCUGGAGAGUAGCAAAUUUGGUCAGUGGCUAUGCAAUCGGAAAAUCAUUACAACCUCUGAGACGGUGGUAAAACCCAUGACCAGGCCCCAAGCUGUCAAUGCCAGGGAUGCACUGGCCAAAAAGAUCUACGCUCACCUGUUCAACUUCAUUGUGGACAGAAUUAACCAAGCGUUGCAGUUUUCAGGCAAGCAGCACACUUUUAUUGGUGUUUUGGACAUUUAUGGAAAACAUAGCAAACUUCUAAACUGUGAAGUUCAUCAAAAAAUACUGAGCUAUAAACAAAUGUGUGUGCCCUUCAAGAAAUGUUUUAACUUGUUUAAACCAUAUUUCAGUUUUGAAACCUUUGAUGUGAACAGCUUUGAACAGUUUUGCAUCAAUUACGCUAAUGAGAAGCUGCAACAGCAGUUUAACCUGCAUGUCUUUAAACUUGAACAAGAAGAAUAUAUGAAGGAAGAUAUCCCUUGGACUCUGAUAGAUUUUUAUGACAACCAACCAGUUAUUGACUUGAUUGAAGCAAAAAUGGGCAUUUUGGAGCUACUGGAUGAAGAAUGCUUGUUACCACAUGGAACUGAUGAAAACUGGCUUCAAAAGCUAUACAAUAAUUUUGUCAACAAGAAUGCUUUGUUUGAAAAGCCCAGAAUGUCAAAUACAUCCUUUAUCAUCCAGCACUUUGCUGAUAAGGUAGAAUAUAAAUGUGAAGGUUUUCUUGAGAAGAACAGAGAUACCGUAUAUGAUAUGCUGGUUGAAAUCUUGAGAGCAAGCAAGUUUCAUCUCUGUGCCAGCUUUUUUCAAGAAAAUCCAGUUCCUCCUUCCCCUUUCGGUUCAGCGAUAACAUUUAAAUCUGCAAAGCCAGUCAUCAAGCCAAACAACAAGCAGUUCCGGACCACAGUGGGGAGCAAGUUCCGCAGCUCUCUGUACUUGCUCAUGGAAACCCUCAAUGCAACCACACCCCACUAUGUCCGAUGCAUCAAGCCAAAUGAUGAAAAAUUACCCUUCGAAUUCGACUCUAAAAGGAUUGUUCAGCAGCUGCGAGCCUGUGGCGUUUUAGAAACAAUUCGCAUUAGUGCGCAGAGCUACCCUUCCAGGUGGACAUACAUUGAGUUCUACAGUCGCUAUGGUGUGCUCAUGACCAAGCAGGAGCUUUCGUUCAGUGAUAAAAAGGAGGUGUGCAAGGUGGUUUUACACAGGCUCAUCCAGGAUUCUAAUCAGUACCAGUUUGGUAAAACUAAAAUUUUCUUCAGAGCAGGACAAGUGGCUUAUUUAGAGAAACUCCGAUUGGAUAAGCUCAGGCAGAGUUGUGUUGUGAUACAAAAGCACAUCCGUGGCUGGCUCCAGAGAAAAAAGUUUCUCCGAGAAAGACAAGCUGUCCUGACAAUCCAGCAGUACUUCCGGGGUCAGCAAACUGUGAGGAAAGCUGUUACCGCAACAGCCUUAAAAGAAGCAUGGGCAGCCAUAAUCAUUCAGAAGUACUGUCGUGGAUAUCUUGUCCGCAGUCUCUACCAGCUGAUUCGCAUGGCCACCAUCACCAUCCAGGCCUACACCCGAGGACUCUUGGCGAGGAGGAAGUAUCGGAAGAUGCUGGAGGAGCACAAGGCUGUGAUCCUUCAGAAAUAUGCACGGGCGUGGCUGGCCAGGCGCAGAUUCCAGAGUAUCCGACGAUUUGUGCUCAACAUUCAGCUUACUUACAGGGUCCAGCGUUUGCAGAAAAAGUUAGAAGAUCAGAACAAAGAGAACCAUGGGCUGGUGGAGAAAGUGACCAGCCUGGCUGCUCUUCGAGCCGGUGACAUGGAGAAGAUUCAGAAACUGGAAUCAGAACUGGACAGGGCAGCUACCCACAGGCACAAUUAUGAGGAGAAGGGGAGGAAAUACAAGGCUGCCAUGGAAGAGAAAUUGGCAAAGCUUCAGAAGCUUAAUUCAGAACUGGAAAUACAAAAAGAGCAAACAGAGCUGCAGCUUCGAGAGAAGACUGAAGAGUUGAAAGAAAAAAUGGACAACCUCACCAAGCAGCUCUUUGAUGAUGUGCAAAAAGAAGAGCGACAAAGAAUACUUCUUGAAAAAAGUUUUGAACGGAAAACACAAGACUAUGAGAAGCAGAUCUGCUCUUUGAAAAAAGACAUUCAAACUCUCAAGGAUGAGAAAAUGCACCUGCAGCACCAACUGGAGGAAGAACGUGUCACCUCCGAUGCCUUAAAGGGGGAGGUGGCCCAACUGAGCAAGCAGGCAAAGACAAUCUCUGAAUUUGAAAAGGAGAUAGAGCUACUUCAGACACAGAAGAUAGAUGUGGAGAAACACGUGCAAUCACAAAAACGGGAAAUGAGAGAAAAGAUGUCCGAGAUCACCAAACAACUUCUUGAAAGCUAUGACAUUGAAGAUGUAAGAAGCAGGCUCUCUUUGGAAGAUUUGGAACAUUUAAAUGAGGAUGGAGAACUUUGGUUUGCUUAUGAAGGACUGAAGAAAGCAACACAUGUUUUGGAAAGCCAUUUCCAGUCCCAGAAGGAUUGCUAUGAAAAGGAAAUUGAAGCUUUGAACUUCAAAGUGGUGCAUCUAAGUCAAGAAAUCAACCACCUGCAGAAAUUAUUUAGAGAAGAGACUGACAUCAAUGAAAGUAUCCGUCAUGAAGUUACCAGGCUGACAUCAGAAAACAUGAUGAUCCCAGACUUCAAACAGCAAAUUUCAGAGCUGGAGAAGCAGAAGCAAGAUCUGGAAAUCCGCCUGAAUGAACAAACUGAAAGCAUGAAAGGAAAACUGGAAGAAUUGUCUAACCAGUUGAACCGCAAUCAAGAAGAGGAGGGAACACAAAGAAAGACCUUAGAGGCCCAAAAUGAAAUACACACCAAAGAGAAAGAGAAGCUGAUCAGUAAGAUUCAAGAAAUGCAGCAGGCCAGCGAGCUCUUGAAGAAGCAAUUUGAAAGUGAAAGUGAAGUCAAGAGUAGUUUCCGACAGGAAGCAUCUCGGCUCACUAUGGAAAACAGGGAUCUUGAAGAGGAGUUAGACAUGAAGGACAGAGUGAUUAAAAAGCUCCAAGAUCAAGUUAAAACUCUAAGCAAAACGAUUGAAAAGGGCAAUGAUGUGCACUUGUCCUCAAGACCCAAGGAGUAUCUUGGAAUGCUGGAAUACAAGACAGAAGAUGAGGACAAGCUCAUUCAAAACCUCAUUCUCGACUUGAAGCCUCGUGGUGUGGUGGUGAACAUGAUCCCAGGGCUGCCCGCUCACAUCCUGUUCAUGUGUGUACGCUACGCAGACUCUCUAAACAACGCCAACAUGCUCAAGUCCCUCAUGAACAGCACCAUUAGUGGCAUCAAGCAGGUGGUUAAGGAACAUUUAGAAGACUUUGAGAUGCUAUCUUUUUGGCUUUCCAAUACGUGUCAUUUCCUCAACUGCCUAAAGCAGUACAGUGGUGAAGAGGAAUUCAUGAAGCUUAAUAGUCCACAUCAGAAUAAGAACUGCUUGAACAAUUUUGACCUUUCAGAAUACAGACAGAUUCUUAGCGAUGUGGCAAUACGAAUAUAUCAUCGGUUCAUUGUUGUAAUGGAAAAUAACAUUCAACCAAUAAUAGUGCCGGGCAUGCUGGAGUAUGAGAGCCUGCAAGGCAUCUCCGGCCUGAAGCCCACGGGCUUCCGGAAGCGGUCAUCUAGCAUAGAUGACACGGACGCCUACACCAUGACCUCUGUCCUGCAGCAGCUGAGCUACUUCUACAGCACCAUGUGCCAGAAUGGCCUGGACCCUGAGCUGGUGAGGCAGGCUGUGAAGCAGGUCUUCUUUUUGAUCGGGGCGGUCACCCUGAACAGCCUCUUCCUGCGCAAGGACAUGUGCUCCUGCAGAAAAGGGAUGCAGAUCAGGUGCAACAUCAGCUACUUAGAAGAAUGGCUUAAAGAUAAGAAUUUGCAGAACAGCUUGGCUAAGGAAACUUUGGAGCCUCUCUCUCAGGCAGCCUGGUUGCUUCAGGUCAAGAAGACCACAGACAGCGAUGCCAAGGAGAUCUAUGAACGCUGUACCUCACUGUCUGCUGUGCAGAUCAUAAAGAUCCUUAAUUCAUACACACCUAUAGAUGACUUCGAGAAAAGAGUGACUCCAUCCUUCGUUCGCAAAGUACAGGCUCUCCUAAAUAGCCGGGAGGAUUCAUCACAGCUGAUGUUGGAUACAAAAUAUCUCUUUCAAGUUACCUUUCCUUUUACCCCCUCUCCACAUGCUCUGGAAAUGAUCCAGAUCCCCAGCAGUUUUAAGCUAGGUUUUCUCAAUAGAUUAUAGCAGGAGAAAGGAGAGGAAAUGUGUGUUUCCCUCAGAAGCCAAAUGAAGGUCAAAUAUGAGGGAUGUGGUUGUUAAUUGGAACCGGAAAUGCUUUGGAAUGUGAUGUAAAGAAGCAAAGAAGAAUUCUCCAAGAUGGGCCACAUCUUCUCUUGUUCCCCGUGAUGCUGCUGCCACUGUCAUUUUGUAAGAGUUAACACACACCAGCUGCGGUUGGAAAGGCCAUGUCUACCUUCUGAAUCACAGCCAGCUUUUACUGGAAUUCCUUCAAGGCCCAUGUUUUCUUCCAGGUGCCUCUUGUCUAGAUCUGUUUUCCAUGUUUUCUUCCAGGUGCCUCUUGUCUAGAUCUGUUUUGUGACAGGGCUCCCCUCAAAGGAGUAUGAUCUGGGGACACAGUGCCCCCUAAGUUUACUAAUGUUCAUGUGAAGCCCAGGUACAUUUAUGAAGCUGCGAGUGGGUUCCAGGGCUGAGUCUUCCAGGAAAUAAUCCCAUUUGGCCACAAUGCCCUGUCGAAAUUCCUCUCACCCCAUGACUCCUGCCCAGGGUGGGAGGGGUGGGGUUCACUGACUUUCACUAAAAAUGCUCCUGCGUGAAAAAAUAUUUAUCAUUUAAGAGCCCUCUGGUUUUUAGGCAAAUAUUCAGUCUGAAAUGAAUCACGUGAAGUGUUUUAUGUAUAUAUCUACCUAAAACGAAUAUAUUAUUAAAAUUAAUUGCCAGGGCAUUUACCACCUCUUCUGAAAGAACAUUUCUUUAUGUUUUAUCUGCCAACAUAUUGGCCAUAUGUUUUUCAUUGUUCAAUAUCGUUCGUGCAACAGCUUCUCUAAAAACUAAGUUUAAAAGGCAACCUAAUUGGUUUUCUCUCUCUUUUCAGCAUUCAAAUGUUUUUAAAUUUUCCCAUAAAAAAAAAAACUGAAGAAUUAUGUCAGUUCUUCCUGUUGAGAAACCAGUAUUUCCCAAGUUUCAUGAAAACCAACCAUCCCUUGUCCCCCCAGACGUUCUCAUUCCUUCCUUCAGAGCACAUGAUGUUGCACUGCUAGCCUGUGGCGUCUGGCCCAUUCCAAGAAUCCAACCAGCCCUCCUGUCUCUGACAGACUCACAGGCACGAGCUGUGGUUCUGUCCCACAGGUCUAUGUCUUAGGAGUGAUAAUACAUGAUUAUGAAGCAACAUCACCCUAUUAAUAUGUAACAAUGCCUUUGCAUAUUAUAAAUGAUUUAGUUCUUUUAGAUACAUUGUAUAUGAAGAAAUGAAAAAGUAGAACUUUUAAAUAUUUUAAUCAAUAAAAUAAAUUACCAAAUGA